ACUCAUGGUCAUUAUGGUCAUCAUCAUGGGUUCUUUGGUCAGGGAAAGUUUAAGCAUGGGAAAUUUAAGCAUGGCAAAUUCAGCAAGUGUUGGAAGCAUGGCAUGUUCAAGCGAUGGAAGUGAUACUGUGGCCAAUAUGGUGUAUGGUCAUGACUCAUGAGGGUUGUAUUCUGGGAUGAAUAAUGUUUACUAUUAGCAACUUAGUUUUUGUUGCAAUGCAUGCAAUGAAAUAGUUUAUCACUAUUUUGUCAA
Messenger RNA from Arachis duranensis, 252 nucleotides. RefSeq lists its product as uncharacterized. The record is from RefSeq and is a predicted model, not a curated record. NCBI's taxonomy places the organism in Eukaryota, Viridiplantae, Streptophyta, Magnoliopsida, Fabales, Fabaceae.